Notothenia coriiceps (black rockcod) is the source of this 1215-nucleotide messenger RNA. RefSeq names its product Fc receptor-like protein 4. The transcript is spliced from 6 exons. NCBI's taxonomy places the organism in Eukaryota, Metazoa, Chordata, Actinopteri, Perciformes, Nototheniidae. Gene Ontology annotation, cellular component: external side of plasma membrane. The annotation marks the transcript as partial. The record is from RefSeq and is a predicted model, not a curated record. Gene Ontology annotation, molecular function: transmembrane signaling receptor activity. Gene Ontology annotation, biological process: immune response; cell surface receptor signaling pathway.
AUCUAUACUUACUUUCUGUGUACUUAUAUUUAGUGUAAAACAUUGUACUACAACAUUAUUUGUUACAUGUCUGAUUCAGAUCAUGUGGCUCGAACCUUGUUGUACAUUUGGUGAUAUUAGAGCCGCUCUGUUUUGUUAGCUUUGUCUAAAAGGGAAGGAAACCCAGGCCGUGUAAAGAAGAUAAAAAACAACUUCCUUUUCCAAAAUGUCAUUGCAUUUGUUUCUCUGUAGUUCCUGAUUCCUCUUCAUGCUGCAGUUUCAAUCAUUCUAUUUACACAAAGUAGAAGAAUUUCUCAUGAACAGUGGAACAGAUUCUCAGUGUUGGAUGUGAAGAUGGGACACACUUUGCUCUCUCUACUGGGGUUUUUCUUGCUGAGUUUACUUUACCGUGGACAAGCUCAAGAUGCUGUGCUGACCAUUGAGCCAAACUGGACAACUUUUUUUUCUGGACAGUCUGUUACCUUCAAGUGUGACAUUACAGGAGGCAAAGACAGCGACUGGUAUUACUCAAUCCACAACCAGCAUGGAGAAGUUUUCUCUCCCAGCAAUCAAAACUUCAGAACAUUACAACCUCUAACUUCAGGCUACAGUGGUGAAUACCAGUGCUUGUUUCAGAACGGGGGAUCAACAAAAAUAAGCAAUAAAAUCUAUCUAACUGUAUCAGACAGAAUCGUGAUCCUGGAAAGUCCUGCAUCCACUUUGUUUGAAGGAGAAUCAGUGACUCUGCUCUGUCGGCAUCGUAUUCAGAGAGAGGAGAAUGCUGCCUUCUACAGAGACGGAUCAUUAAUCACAACGGACAGAAACCACCAGUCACCAUUAAUGACAAAAAACACCGUUCAAGUGAUGUCAGACGGGAGCUCUUACAGUUGUAAAUUUGGCGAUGAAGAAUCUGAACUGAUAAAACUGAAAACUGAACCAAAACCAAAGGCCCAGUUGAGAGACAUAUUUCCAGGAGGGGGCAAUGUGACUCUAACUUGCUCUGUAGGACCAUCAUCAGCUUCUGGUUGGAGAUACUUCUGGUACAAAAAAGGGAAAACCUCUGAACCCCUGAAGACACAAGAUGUUGUUUUCCUCACAAAUGACCGAAUCAGUGUCUCACGAGGAGGCGUCUACUGGUGCAGAGGAGGAAGAGGAAACCCUGUUUACUACACAGAGUACAGCGAUGCAGUCGUCACAAACAGGGCUGUUGUGACCCUGCGACCCAACUGGCCUGAG